AUGAUGGAAUAUCAUUCUCACGACGACGACUCAAAACAAUUAAAAUCUGUUAAUGGUAUAAGUCCAGGUACUGGUUCCGAUGAAUCAGAAAUCGGUAGUGAUGAAGCUCAUUUACUUCUUGAUAAACAUGAAUUAGAUAAAUUAUACAGAAAGUUAGAUUAUAGAAUCAUUCCUGCUUUAUGGUGUUUAUAUUUCUUAACCUCAUUCGGGUCAAGUUGUUAUGGGUUAACUUUAACUAUGAACUUUGAAGAUGGUCAUUCGCUUUCCCAAUACUUGAAUUUAUCUCCAAAAGAUAUCUCAACUGCUUCGGCUCUUUAUUAUGUUGGUUAUAUUAUCUUUGAUGUUCCUAUGAAUUUGGUUAUGACUAAAAUUAGUCCUCAAACGUGGUUAUCCAGAAUUGUGCUUACUGUCGGUUUAGUAUAUACUUGUUAUCAUGUCUUAAGUAGUCGUCAAGGUGUUCAAGCUGCUAGAUUUAUCAGUGGUAUGGUUGGUGCUGGGACUUGGCCAGGUAUGAGUUAUUAUAUUUCCUUAUGGUAUCCCAAUGAAAGACUGACAAGACGGAUUGGUUAUUAUUUCACUGCUGCUCAAAUCUCGGCCGCUGUUGCUGGUUUAGUCAGCGCUGGGUUCCAGAAGAUGGAUGGUAUGAGAGGAUAUACUGGUUGGCAAUGGAUGUAUUUGGUUUAUGGAAGUCUUACUAUGGCCGUCGGUAUCCUGUUGUUAUGGUGGCUACCAGACAGACCAUUUAUGGAAAGAGAUCACUCCAGCCAUAUCAUAAUUGAAUGGUAUUACAAGAUCUUCUCCUCCCCCCAUCCAUUAAAUGAACAUGAAAAGGAAUUACACAGACAAGAUUUAGAAUCAAGAUACAAAUUACUCAAAUGGACUUGGAAAGAUGUCGCCCUCGUUAUUACUGAUUUGCGUAUCUGGACAAUCAUCAUCAUGUAUUUCGGUGUCGUAGGUACCGGUUUUGGUUUAGCAGUAUUUGGAUCUACCAUUAUCCACGUCAAUAACCCCAGUUUAAGUUCUAUCGAUGUUUCCCUAUUAUACGCCCCAAUCUGGAUCUGUGAUCUUAUCGGUAUCUUAACACUCACCCCAUUUGCCGACAGAUAUAAACAAUACAGAGCCGCAAUCUUCAGUGGUGCCUGUGUCAUCAUCAUGGUUGGUUUAUUCGUAGCUACUUUCGCUCAUGGGUCUUGGGGUAAAUACGUUGGAUUAUUGGUUGCCGGAUAUGGUCUUGGUCCAACUGUUCCUAUUUGUAUGUCCUGGUCUGCGGAGAUUUUCCAACCUCGUUAUGGAGAUGUUGGAACCGCUGUCAGUGCGGCUUUGGUUAGUGGAUUGGGUAAUUUGGGUUCGGUUACUUCUACUUAUGCUUUAUAUUCUGGUUGGCCGGCUGAUCAAGCUAGAUUAUUCAAAUAUUCGAAUAUGAUGUUGGUGGUUAUGUUGGGGGCUAGUAUUAUUGCUUCUGUUGCUACUGAGCUCAUUAGAAAUAAGGUUAGGCAACAACACUAA
Hemisphaericaspora subhashii is the source of this 1506-nucleotide messenger RNA. RefSeq lists its product as uncharacterized. The transcript has a single exon. Gene Ontology annotation, biological process: biotin import across plasma membrane. Gene Ontology annotation, cellular component: membrane. Bases 1 to 1506 code for a protein of 501 amino acids. The record is from RefSeq and is a predicted model, not a curated record. Lineage: Eukaryota; Fungi; Ascomycota; Pichiomycetes; Serinales; Debaryomycetaceae. Gene Ontology annotation, molecular function: dethiobiotin transmembrane transporter activity; biotin transmembrane transporter activity; solute:proton symporter activity.